AAGGCGUCAUGCUGCUGGAUGCAGGCCACCAGUUCCCGGGUCUGGGCUCGUUCGCCCGCCACCAUCCUGCCGCCGGAGACAUGCAGGAGAGAGACCUCAGCCUGGCCCAGAACACUUUUGUGGACUCUGCCCACAUGGGCGCCUUCAAACUCAACCACGAUCUCUCCCCGGGGCAGAGCUCAGCCUUCAGCAGCCAAGCUCCGGGCUACCCGGCGGCAGCUCUGGGGGCUCACGCCGCCCACGUCACCUCAUACGCGGGCUCCCCUUUCAACUCCACGAGGGACUUUCUGUUUCGCAGCCGCGGCUUCGGGGAGACCUCCCCAGCUGGCGGGCAGCACGCUCUCUUCGGCGCCGCUGCGGGAUCCCUGCACCCUUCCCAUCACCACACGGACACGCCGCAGGGCCACAUCUUGUUCCCGGGCAUCCAUGAGCAGCACGGCUCACACGCCUCCACCAAUGUCCUCAACGGGCAGAUGAGGCUCGGCUUGGCGGGGGAGGUGUUCGGCCGCUCCGAGCAGUACCACCAGGUGUCCAGCCCCAGGACCGACCCGUACUCGGCGGCGCAGCUGCACAACCAGUACGGCUCCAUGAACAUGAACAUGGCAGCCCACCACCACCACCAUCACCACCACCCGGGUGCCUUCUUCCGCUACAUGCGGCAGCAGUGCAUCAAGCAGGAGCUCAUCUGUAAGUGGAUCGAACCGGAGCAGCUGAGCAACCCGAAAAAGUGCUGCAACAAGACUUUCAGCACCAUGCAUGAGCUGGUGACGCACGUGUCCGUGGAGCACGUCGGCGGGCCGGAGCAGACCAACCACAUCUGCUUCUGGGAGGACUGCCCGCGGGAGAGCAAGCCCUUCAAGGCCAAGUACAAGCUGGUCAACCACAUCAGGGUCCACACCGGGGAGAAACCCUUCCCGUGUCCCUUCCCCGGCUGCGGAAAAGUCUUUGCCCGCUCCGAGAACCUUAAGAUCCACAAGCGCACACACACAGGAGAGAAACCUUUCCAGUGUGAAUUUGAAGGCUGCGACAGGAGGUUUGCAAACAGUAGCGACCGAAAGAAGCACAUGCAUGUCCACACCUCAGACAAGCCUUACCUGUGCAAGAUGUGCGACAAGUCCUACACACAUCCCAGCUCCUUACGAAAACACAUGAAGGUGCAUGAGUCAUCCUCGUCCGCGUCCGACUCCUCGCCGGCGGCCAGUUCAGGAUAUGAGUCGUCCACCCCUCCGGGCUUGGUGUCACCCACCACCGAGACCCAAAGCAACACCACCCUGUCACCGGCCUCGGCCGUGCACAGCAGCACCAGCCACAGCGGCCUCUCGUCCAAUUUCAGUGAAUGGUAUGUGUAGGACCCACACUGAAGGCGUUUAUACACACACGCACGCACACACAAUCUAAUUUCACAGCACUGGACGAGGAGAUUGGGACAUUUUCUGAUGGUUUUGUCUCCAGCACCACUACAAAAUAUGUAUAAUAGAUUGCUAUUGUAAAUAGUGGCUGACUUUGGUUGUGCUCGUUUGGUCUAUUUGGUGUCUAGAUGUUUCUUCAAUGGUAGCUAUCUCUAACUGGACUCCUUAGUGCACAUAAUCCAGUAAUAACAACUGUACUCCAUAUUGUGAUCCUAAACAGGCAAAUUGAUUGUACUAUACUCUAUAAAAAGGAAAAAAAAACACCUAUAUGAACUGGAAAGCGUGCCAAAGUUGAACACGGACACAUUUUAUCAUGCUUUGUGAAUGUACAUUAUUUUUGUAAUUUUUAAAAGCUCGCCAGGCUUAAUUUACCUGUGUCCUUUUUGUGUGUGUGUGUGUGUGUGUGCUCUGCAAAUUGUGACAAACAAAACCACGCUAUGUGGAAGGACCGUUAAGGAAAAAGAAAACAUUUUUCCUUUAACAUCCUUCCUUUUUUUGUGUAUUUGUAAAUACCAACUGCCAUAUUUAUCCAUUUGUAAGUAAAUUAUGGUAUUUACUUGCUACAGAUGAAACAGUAUUUAUAAAAGAAUCUUUCUCUUUGUUGUUUUUUUUAACUAUAAAUAUGUACAAUUUAAGAGCUUAACCUGGGCAGUUGUUUCGUCGUGCAUUUUUUGGGUUUGUUUAUGGAACGAAAAGUUUAAAAAAAAAGAAGUGUUUUCAUCCUAACUGUGAUAAAACAUCUGACUCCAUACAAAUAUAAUAAAAAAUGUUGCAAGUGCUAUUUUUUUUUUUAUUUCUUGUGCGUCAUUUUUCUGGUGUUUUUGCAAUCGGGCCUCUCACUCAACACGUAAAUAUUUGCUGUGUAAGGUGUUUUAGGCCCCCAGUAAAGUGUGUCAUACUUUUUAUUAAAAUCAGACACUUACCACUACACUUCCUUUAUUAAUAGAAAAAACAUGAAGGCUGCUUAUUGUUGUGUGCAUUGCAGUCAGUGUUCAGUCCAUUUAUCUGCUUUAGCUUUACAAAAAUUCUCUCUGAAAUUGUCCUUUUAACAGUGAAAAAAUAACAUUUUUUCGCCUCAACUUGAUUAAAAACCCUCAGCGGUCCACUGGGGCUUUUUGACAACCGUAAAUAAAUAUUCUAAACAGCUAUGUUUAAUGUAUGGUGUUGUCAUGCAGUUUUGAGACCUUCCUGAUCGGAUUUCCAAUCUGUCUAAUCUUUGGUCUGAGACGGAGUGGCAUGGAUGAAGUUGUGUGCAAAGUAGUCAGUGUUCUCUCUGUUUAUCUUCACAAGACACUCAAUACUCAAAAGUGUAUAAACUAUUGUAUCAAGGUACUUUAGGGUUCUCUACCCUAUCUCGUAUUUGCUUCUGGAGGUCUGAUUAGUGGCCACCUUGCGGCUGGAGAUGUAGGUCUGUUUGGUCUGGGGUCCUGGCCGGUCCACUAAUAGGAAAAGAAACAAUACCAAAAAGGCAUUUUGUAGCCUUGAACUUGAGGCUGUUGUGCCUUCAUUGCAGUCACUGUUAAGUCUGUCGUCCUGGCUGGUCCAUGGGGAGAUGGACUUGAACUUGUGGUUAGCGCCAUGCUAGUUAGCAGACAUUUUGACAAUCAGGCAUCUCGUUUGUCAAAUUCUCUCAAAUUUGGGAUCAGGCCCCCAAAAGUAAAGACGCUGAGAUGACUAAAAUCUUUAAAGGCAAUGUAAGCAUUUUUAAUAAUACAUCAUGUUCUUUAAUACACCAGGACACCCCCCCCCCAUAUGAUUUUCUGGCUUAUUACCAUAUCUAACUUAAUUUGUGCAGAUAUUGGGAAAUAACUAUAAAAGUACACUUCAUUCGCUAACCGUGCUACAAAAAGGUCAGUUAGGAUAAUCCAUAAUAGAGAACAUACAAACCCUUUAUUCCUAAAAUCACAAUUAUUAAAAUUUGCUAAUCUGGUAAACUUUCAAAUGGAUAAAAUUAUGCAUAAAGCAAAAAAAACCUGCUCCCCAAAAAUGUAAUACAAUCCUUCUCAACAAGAGAACGCUUUUAUGCCAGAACGCUGAAAACCUUUAGCAGUCUCCGUGGAAUCAAGUUCUGGAAAACGCAUUGUGUAAAGAACUCAAACAAUGCACUAAAAUGAGCAAUUUCAAGAAACGGUACAAACUGUUGAUGUUGACAAAGUACCAGAAAGAAGAGCCCUGAACAAAGUUUACAUCCAAUACUGUACAAUGCUAUGUCCAACCACUCCUGCAAUUUCUAUGAACGCUUCAUUUCUUUGUGAGUACAUUGUCUAUACUCACGUAUCAUCCAACUUAUAAUUAUAUAUUUAGAUUUAUUUACAGUGAUUAUAAACCUCAGCUCCUAUUCUACCACAUUGUUAUACUGCCUUAUCAUUUUCUUAUGUAUUCAAAAUUGGCAAAGAGUACAUUUGGAAUACAGGAAGUGAACAAAUGUAUUGUAAUUGAUGUGAAACGGAUGGGGGUAGGAUUAAAUAAGCUUUGCUUCUUCCUACUCCUUUUUUUGGGGGGGACAUGUGGAACUGUGAAUUUUACUAUGUGAUGUAUUCCAAUGUAACUUGUAUGCAUGUUCAAAAUAAAUGAAACCGCUACCA
Molecule: messenger RNA, 3994 nt
Organism: Dunckerocampus dactyliophorus (ringed pipefish)
Lineage: Eukaryota; Metazoa; Chordata; Actinopteri; Syngnathiformes; Syngnathidae
Gene: ptprjb.2
Product: zic family member 2 (odd-paired homolog, Drosophila), a
Exons: 3
Coding region: 9-1349 (446 amino acids)
Biological process (GO): regulation of transcription by RNA polymerase II; central nervous system development
Cellular component (GO): nucleus
Molecular function (GO): RNA polymerase II cis-regulatory region sequence-specific DNA binding; DNA-binding transcription factor activity, RNA polymerase II-specific
Source: RefSeq, a predicted model, not a curated record